GUGUUAAGACAUUGAGACACAAGGAUUGCCAUCAAUUCAUACGUCUAUCCAUUGAUUGUUUUUGUACUCAAUUUAGUGAUCGUUUAGAUUUAGUGCACAAUUGAGUGGACGAUGUGUUUGAACAGCAAUUUGUUGGUCGUUGUCAUCAUCUGUUCCCUGCAAUGGUUGACAUAUUGUGUGGCAAUAGAUCUGCCAUCAGAUGACGAGUCCAUUGUCUUUCCACUGCUUAUGCCUGAUGUUCAGCCAACACAGAAAGAGACAUAUCUGUGCACUGCAUUCAAAAUGCAUUCCCGAGACCAUCGAUAUAUAGUGGAGUUUAAGCCGAACGCCACUAUGAAUACUGCACAUCAUAUCCUGAUCUACGGGUGC
Messenger RNA from Oppiella nova, 369 nucleotides. NCBI's taxonomy places the organism in Eukaryota, Metazoa, Arthropoda, Arachnida, Sarcoptiformes, Oppiidae. The record is from the annotation of a GenBank genome assembly.